Molecule: messenger RNA, 747 nt
Organism: Baudoinia panamericana UAMH 10762
Lineage: Eukaryota; Fungi; Ascomycota; Dothideomycetes; Mycosphaerellales; Teratosphaeriaceae
Exons: 4
Coding region: 1-747 (248 amino acids)
Molecular function (GO): oxidoreductase activity
Source: RefSeq, a predicted model, not a curated record
AUGUCGUCCCUUGCAGACAAAGUGGUCUUGAUCACAGGUGGCAGCAAGGGCAUCGGCGCAGCAACCGCUACAGCAUUUGUGAACGCUGGCGCUCGAGUUGCCGUGAACUAUGGUCGUGACACUACCCAAGCCGAAAAGUUCGUCAAUGAACUCGGUCCCAAGCAUGCAUUCGCGGUCCAGGCGGACGCAGGCAGUAUUGCAGGAGCAGAGAAGAUGGUGAAAGAGACCGUCGAAAAGUACGGAACCAUCGAUGUUCUUAUUCUCAAUGCUGGCGUGCUGCCCAUGAAGACCGUCGAGACAACAUCUGAGCAAGACUUCGACAGUACAUUCGCUCUCAACGUCAAAGGACCCUAUUUCCUCGUCCAGAAGGCGCUUCCGCAUCUCAAGCCCGGCUCCCGCAUCAUCUUCGUAUCGACUAGCGUCAUGCAUGCUUCGACGCUCUCGCCGCCGUACACUCUCUACGCAAGCACGAAGGGUGCUAUCGAGCAGAUGACCCAUGCGAUGGCGAAGGAUCUCGCGUCCAAGGGCAUCAACGUCAAUGCGGUUGCUCCGGGUCCUACUGCCACUGAACUCCUUCUGAAGGGAAAAAGCGAACAGAUGAUCAACACAAUUGCAGGAUUCUCACCCUUUCACAAGCUUGGCGAACCGGCGGAGCUUGCAGAUGUGUUCGUCUUUCUGGCUAGUGAAGGCAGCAGGUGGAUCUCUGGGCAGGUCAUCCUGGUCAACGGUGCAUUUUCGUUUCAAUGA